Messenger RNA from Siniperca chuatsi (mandarin fish), 1056 nucleotides. It is a transcript of the gene epd, whose product is annotated as ependymin. Gene Ontology annotation, molecular function: calcium ion binding. The record is from RefSeq and is a predicted model, not a curated record. NCBI's taxonomy places the organism in Eukaryota, Metazoa, Chordata, Actinopteri, Centrarchiformes, Sinipercidae. Gene Ontology annotation, biological process: cell-matrix adhesion. Bases 22 to 726 code for a protein of 234 amino acids. The transcript is spliced from 6 exons. Gene Ontology annotation, cellular component: lysosome; extracellular region.
AGUAACUUCACUGAAAGGUAGAUGCGCUUAGGGUUGUUUUUGCCAUCUCGAACUUUAUUUUGUGACUCCCUCUCGAUCAGGAAAAUGUAUGCAGCUGUUAUGCUCUUCGUCUUCAUGUGCUUGACUGCCACCACCCAUGCAGAUCACCAUCAGCCUUGUCAUGCACCCAAUAUGACUGGAUUCAUGACUGUGAUGUCCCUAAAGGGUGAAGUGAAAGCAUUUGGUGCGUUCACUUACGAUUCAAUGGGCAAGAAACUACGGUUCAGAUCAAACGAGAGCCAACCCACAAACACCUCCCUAGGUUUGGAUCUGCUGAUGUUUUUUGAUGAUGGGAUUUUCUACGAGAUUGACAGCAAAAACCAGAGCUGUGAGAAAAAAACACUGCAAUGCACCCAGCACCCUCUAGAUAUUCCCGAUGAUGCAACGUUUUCAUCUACGGCAAACACUGGGAGUCCAUUCAUUGAAGGGGAGGGAUUAAAAGUCACCAUAUGGACAGGAUCAAUGCCAGACACGAAAGGCCAUUACUCCAUGUCUGUAACCACGAAAUGUUUGCCUGUCACCACGUUCUACUUCUUUGAGUCCGCAACAUUCUUAUUCAGCAACACGGACAUUGAACUCGAGAUCAAAGAUCCUGAUCUCCUUGUGGUGCCUUCCUUUUGUGUGGGACAGCCUUUGGAGGAGACACCUGAAGGGACAAUAAAUAGUUUCCUCAACGAGUUCAUGUAGAUGAAACCUCGCCAGCAGAAAAUCAAACCCCUAUCCAAGUGUGGCCUGCCAGAAUUUUAGACUUUUCUCUCCUUUUCAUGUGUGACUCGAGUUUUUCGCGUGACACUGCACUACAUCACAUCUGUUUCCAUCCCAUCUUCCACUCCCCUAUGAAGAUUUGGCUUUGAAUGGAUCAUACUGUAUACAUACAUGCAUUUUGAUAUAAAGGAAAGAGAUAUGACAUGGAUUAUAGAAUUAGUCAUAAUUACUAACAGUUGGUGGCUUUUUAAGUUGGUACUGCUUACAAAACCUGUAAGAUAUGAUUAAUGGAACAAUAAAAUGUCAAAGCUG